Rubroshorea leprosula is the source of this 1112-nucleotide messenger RNA. NCBI's taxonomy places the organism in Eukaryota, Viridiplantae, Streptophyta, Magnoliopsida, Malvales, Dipterocarpaceae. The record is from the annotation of a GenBank genome assembly.
AGCCUGUUCAUUUUCUUGGUGUCCAAACAAAACCCCCAACUCAGAUUUUCCUGAAGGAAUAAUUAUCCGGUGAGACAGAAAUCUUUCAGGGUUUUGGAGAUCAGAGCAAUGGCGUCCGACGGACAGCAGUUUCCUCCUCAGAAGCAGGACACUCAACCUGGAAAAGAGCAUGCCAUGAAUCCUAUCCCUCAGUUCAGCAGCUCCGAUUACAAGCCUUCUAAUAAGCUUCAUGGGAAGGUGGCACUGGUCACCGGAGGAGAUUGCGGCAUCGGCAGAGCAGUCUGCCACUGCUUUGUCCUGGAAGGAGCCACCGUGGCAUUCACGUAUCUAGCAAUUCCGGCUGAUUUGGGGUACGAUCAGAACAGCAAAAAGGUCAUCGAUGAAGUAGUUAAUGCCUAUGGUCGGAUCGAUAUGCUGGUCAAUAACUGUGCCGAGCAGUAUGAGGGCAAUAGUCUGGAGGAGAUUGAUGAAUGCAGGCUUGAGAGGGUGUUUAAGACUAACGUCUACUCUUUCUUCUUCAUGUCCAGGCACUCAUUGAAGCAUAUGAAGGAAGGGAGUGCUAUAAUCAAUACAACUUCGAUUAAUGCGUACAAGGGAAAUGCCAAGCUUCUUGACUACACAGCAACAAAGGGUGCCAUUGUGGCUUUUACCAGAGGACUAGCUCUGCAGCUUGUGAACAGAGGUAUACGCGUCAAUGGCGUUGCUCCUGGACCCAUAUGGACUCCAUUGAUUCCGUCAUCCUUCAAAGAAAAGGAGAUUGCUCAGUUUGGGUCUGAAGUCCCUAUGAAACGAGCUGGCCAGCCUAUUGAGGUUGCACCUUCCUACGUGUUCCUCGCCUGCAACCACUGCUCCUCCUACAUCACUGGCCAGGUCCUCCAUCCAAAUGGUGGUGUAAUAGUGAAUGCCUGAAGCGAUUUUAGCCAAUCUGGUUUUUGUUUUUGGUGUCUUUCUUUGUUAUAAAUAAUUCCCUUUGUUUUGUGUGUGAAUCUCUUGCAUUACUCUAUGUACGGUCCGAAUGCAGAGCUUUUGCGUUUGUGAAAGCAGAGAGUGUAACAAGUUCUAGACAUGUUAUCUCUGAAAAGAAAAAAAUAUAAUGAAACUAUGAAAAUUUA